Staurois parvus is the source of this 288-nucleotide messenger RNA. The record is from the annotation of a GenBank genome assembly. NCBI's taxonomy places the organism in Eukaryota, Metazoa, Chordata, Amphibia, Anura, Ranidae.
CCAAAGUUAAAGGACCUCGUCUUUCUUAAAGACCAGUUAGAAGGCCUGCAACGUAAACUGGAAAAUGAGGUGCAAGCUGGGGUAUCUCAGGACGGCUCUUUCCUCAGCUCUCCAUUUUUAAAGGGAUUCCUGGCUGGCUAUGUUGUUUCCAAACUCAGGGCUUCUGCUGUGCUGGGCGUUGCAGUGGGAACCAUCACAGGAAUUUAUGCUGCUCAGGCUUAUGCAGUACCAAACGUGGAGAAGACUAUCAAAGACUACCUUAGCUCUUUAAGAAAAGGGCCUGAUUAA